Messenger RNA from Colletotrichum destructivum, 1506 nucleotides. Its product is annotated as Putative P-loop containing nucleoside triphosphate hydrolase. Bases 1 to 1506 code for a protein of 501 amino acids. The transcript has 3 exons. Lineage: Eukaryota; Fungi; Ascomycota; Sordariomycetes; Glomerellales; Glomerellaceae. The record is from RefSeq and is a predicted model, not a curated record.
AUGUCCUCGGACUCACCCCGAUUCGCCGACGUCCGUCUACUCGACGAACCCUCCAGCACCAUGUCCCCGGAAGAAAACGACGACAUCGAAGCCCAGAUGAGCCAUCUCAGCCUGGGCCCCGACAAGCAGCACAUGGACGAGGUCUUGAGCAGCCCGCUCCUCACGGUCCCUGUCGUGCAAUCCACGCCACCGCCCCAGUUCGGCCUCUUCGGCGCCAAUAGGUCCGGAGAUGCUCCGCCGCGGGCCUCCCGCCUCUUCUACAACGUCACAUGCCCGUCCAGCGUCUUCAUCUGCGGAAGCCAGGGCUCCGGGAAGAGCAACACGCUCGCGUGCCUCUUGGAGAACUGCCUCAUCCCGAGCCGGCUGGGCAAGCUGCCGACGCCCCUCACGGGCAUCGUCUUUCACUACGACAGCUUCGUAUCCGACUCUGGCGGGCUUCCGUGCGAGGCCGCGUUCCUCGCGUCGAGCAAGGAGGUGUCGGUCAGGGUCCUCUGCGCCCCGACGAACAUCCGCACCGUUCAGGGAAUCUACGGCCGCAUCCCUGGCGUCAAGGUUGAGCGUCUCAUACUCAGCGACCGGGACCUCAACACUCGCCGCAUGCUUGAUCUCAUGGCGGUUGGAGAAGGGGGGAUGCCGCUUUACCUGCAUGUGGUGACCCGGAUUCUCAGAGACAUGCGCAUCGACCAGCAAUCCACUGGAUCCGGAUUCAAUUAUACCACCUUCAAGAAGCACCUUGACUUGGCGGACUUGACCCCGGCGCAACGAGGCCCUCUGAGCCAGCGCCUCGACACCUUGGAGAGUUUCAUGACCAAGGGCACGGUCGACAAGGGCAAGGGGAACGCCGCCGUUGGAAAACCCACUGUUGACUGGCAAGCAAAGUCUAGUCAGCUGACGAUCGUGGACCUGUCGUGCCCUUGCGUCACGGCGGAGAUGGCGUGCUCGCUGUUCAACAUCUGCCUCUCUCUCUUCCUCGAGCAGGAAUCGCCCAUCGGACGUGUCGUCGCGGUCGACGAAGCCCACAAGUACAUGAAAGAGUCCAGCGAGAGCCAGGCCCUCACGGCCGCACUCCUCGAGACCAUCCGCCUCCAGCGCCACCUCGGCGUGCGCGUCAUCAUAUCGACCCAGGAGCCCACCGUCUCAACGAAGCUACUAGACCUCUGCUCCAUGACGGUGGUCCACCGCUUCACAUCCCCGGACUGGCUCCGCACGCUCCGCAGCCACCUGGCAGGGGUCUCCUCCAUGUCCGUCACGGCGUCCGGGCGGGGAGAGACGGAAGACGUGGGCUCCGUGGUAAUCGAGGGGAAAGACCCCGUUCUCGAGCUGUUCGCCUUGAUCGUCGGCCUGCAUACCGGAGAGGCCCUCGUCUUCGCCCCGAGCGCGGUCAUCGGUCUUGGAGAGGGACGGACAGGCAGGCCGGUUGCGGUUCAGAGACUGGCUCAUCGGUCGUUGCGGGUCCAGGUCCGGUCGAGACUGACUACAGAUGGCGGCCAGACGAUCAUGGCGUAG